Molecule: messenger RNA, 4457 nt
Organism: Ostrinia nubilalis (European corn borer)
Lineage: Eukaryota; Metazoa; Arthropoda; Insecta; Lepidoptera; Crambidae
Exons: 5
Coding region: 122-3445 (1107 amino acids)
Source: RefSeq, a predicted model, not a curated record
UUCAAGUGAAUCGGCGGUUACGUUUUACGAUUGGGUUUAUUUUGGUCGAAAUGGAGAGAUUUAUUUAGUUUUCCAUUGCUUAAAAUAAAACUAAGUUUGUGAGAAACGUUGUGUCCAUAAAAUGUCGGACAGUGAAAGUGACUUAUUGCCCAAUAAUGUGUUUACCUUUCAGAAUGAGAACACGACUGUGUGUGCAAGGGGCCCUAACAUAAACAAUGCCAAUAUUACAAAUUUGAGUUUUCGAAACAACGUUAUGACCUCAACCAUGCAUAUGUCCCGAAAUUUCGGAAGACAGCGCUAUGGCGAACCCAGUUUUGACCAGAGGAGUAUGUACAGCAGGAGAGAGACAUCACCUAUGUCUAUGUACAGUGGAUCGGACAUGAGAGGACGAAAUCAGUCGUACUACCACGGCGGGAUGAGCUCUCAGCGGUCCAUGUACAAUGGGAGAAGUGGAUCUCCCAUGUCAAUGAGAAGUUUAGAUUCUAAUGCCACUGUGAGUGCUGUAGAUAUUGCAUUAGCAAUAAAAAAUAAUAACUUCAAUAUAAAUGAUUUGAAAUUGAUCAAAGAAGCUUACGACAAGUUCAUGAAAAAGCGAAUAAGGAAAAAAAUUGAGAAAAGAAGAAACAUUAAAUUAUUUCUGAAGGGAUAUCGGCGUAAAUCUGGUUACGACUCUGGAGAACUAGGCAGUGACUCUUCCAUUAGUAGUGACGACUGUAAAUCAACCGCAUCAGCCAUGUACAGAGAUAAUAUGUCUAGUUGUAGAUCAACACGGACAGACAUGACAGAUUUUAGAAAGAAAAUUAAUGAAAGCAACAUGUAUAAAGAUUGUACAGAUAAUUUCAAACAAAAUGCAAUGAAGAAAAUGUUUUCCGUGCCUUCUGUGAAUGCAAGAGAUAGAUUCAAUACAUCAAAUGCUCUACCAACUAUGCAAAAUCUACCAGGACCAACUCAGAGAGAUCGAUUCAAUACAUCAAAUGCUUGCCCAAGUAUGCAAAAUCUACCAGGACCAACCCAAAAAGAUAAAUACAAUACCUCAAAUGCUUUGCCAUCUAUGCAAAAUCUACCAAUACAAACUCAGAAAGAUAGAUUCAACACCUCAAAUGUUCAGAGCACUAUGCACAAUCAACUCACUCAGAGAGAUAGAUUCAAAAAUGGCUUCCUACUACCAUCUCAAAGGUUCAAUAAAUCAGUUGCAUCAAUACCUAUUCCAGAAAGAGAUAAAUCACAGGGUAAACCUAAAAAUCACACAAGUAAUAAAUAUAACACACAAGAAAAUAAUGAAACUGACAGUGAUCAUGAAGAAAUAUUCAAAAAAGCUAAUGGUACAAUUAUUAAGGAACCUAAUGUGCAAGUAUUAGUAAACGAAGACAAUGUUAGUGAAGCACAGAAAAAUAAUAAUGACUUUGAGUUCAUUAAACCUCAAUUACCAGUAAAGAAGGCUGGGCCAGGCAAAAUCAAAGAAAAACUAAUUUCAAAGUCUGCCCCACCUUUAACAGAUGCUAUACUACCUCUUAGUGUACCACAAACAGAACCGACUGAUGAAGAGAAGCAAGUAACAGCUGAAGAACAACCAAAUACAACUCAACACUCGACUAGUGAUGUAUCAAUGAGACCUAGUUUCAUCAAGAGAAAGUUAUUCAGCCAAAAAAUGGAUGUCACUGAAAGAAAAAAUAUGAGCAAUGAUGCUAUAAAUGUAAAUAGUCCUCAGACUAAUGUUUACAGUGCCAUACAACAAGAGAAACAUAAAGCAAGGAAACUGGUUACGAACCAGUCGUGUCUUAGUCGAGAUGUGGCUAAAGAGGACAAUAACUUGCUGGAUUUGAUUCAUAAGAUAGUCCCGCCGGACCGCAUGAACGCGACAAAUGUUACAAACACAACUAGUAUAAGUAGCAUAGGCAGCAAAAAUCAGCAACUCGAUGAAGAUGACAAGUGGGAUGUGACUUCAGUAAUUUCGACAUGCAAUAAUGACGAUGUAAGCGACACCUACACAGAUGAAGAAAUAUUUGCAACGGAUGAGAACAAACAAGAACCAAAAGCUAAGACUAUUAAGAAUAAUGUAAUUAACUCUAAGAAAAUUAAUGAUUGUAAAGUCCUAGUUGAGAAAAUGCCUAAAAAUAUUAUGGCAUCUGCCAUUCCAGAUGUUGAAGUUAACAAAGCCCUUGUUCCGGAAGAUAAUGAUAAGCAUAAGAAAAGUGUGUACAACUGUGUCAAAUCAUUUUGGGAUGCUGACUUUGAAAGUGACAUAGAAACUUCUAUGCCUAAGCAGAGGAUAUCUGCUGUUAAAGAAAACCAUAUAGCUGCAAAGGAAAAUCUGGCUCAAUCAAAAAGUAUCAUCACAGAAGCUAACAAAACUGUCAAGAACCAAAAUCCACUUAACAUAAGUCUUGUAUCAGUUUCAGGAAGCAUAAAAUCUAAAACAAUGCCCACUAAUAACAUGGGAAAACUAAAGUUUAAUGUUAGCAAAAAUCUUAGCAUCAGAUCCUUUUUGUCACCCAAAGAUAAAAAAACAAAAUUGAAAGAACAAAAAAUAGAAGUAAAUCCGAAAACAUUAGAUUACAAAUCUCCCAAUGUAGAACCAGAGGUCAAAAAUACCAAAAAAUCUAAUAAACAGAGUACCACUACUAAAACAAAAAGUAAAGACACAAAUAGCAAGAAAGAAGUAAAGAAACCAAAUAAGAGUAUAGAUACUGCCAAAAACAAUAAAACAGCUCCAUCCCCUGACAAAACCAAAAAUAACAAAACAACAAGUAAAACUAAUAAAAAACCAACUCCAGUUAAAAGUAAACAAAACAAUAAAGUGACGCAAUCUGUAAAUAAAAAUAUUAAAAAACCAGUAUUAUCGCCAAAUAAAACCAAAAAUAAUAAUAAAAAAACUCAAUCUCCAAAUGAAAUUAAGAACAAAGAAAACAAUCAGCAAAGUAGUAAUUCUACUGAUAAAACUGUUGCUAAUAGAAGCAUAUCUUCUAGAUCUAUCAGGACGCCUAAAAGAAAAGCCUGCUGUGACGACGCCGUUGAACACGACAAAUCAACUAAAUCGAAUGGGAAUCCCAGUAAAAAACCCAAGUUGGUAGAGAGUAUUCCUGAUAAAAGCAAACCUACAAAGAAUAUAAGUGAUAACAAAAAGAAUGUGUCUAGGAAAAAGGCCCAACCUGUAGCGGACCUUUCUCUAAUUUACGAAAACGAAAGCCCCAAUAUGACAUUACGGUCAAAAAGGCGUGUAGAUUUGUCCAGCUCUAUAAACAGUUCUACGGAACUCGCUACAUUGAAGCUUAGAAAUCUGAGGACGAGGCGAGUCGAUUUAUCGUCAUCAUUAAAAAACUCUUCGCUCGAUGAUAAUGUAACAAUUAUAAAGAAUUCUCGAACUAAAACACAAGUAAAGAAAUCAACCGCGAAACCCAGCCAUGCGGAAUUACUCGAUAAAAGACAAAGGUUAGUAACGAAAUAGUGUCUUAAAAUAUGAAAAAUAGGUCUAACUGUAUUGUUUUGAGAUUAACUUCUAUAAAUGCAUUAACUACGUAUUAUUAUAUCAAUUAAUUAUUACGUAAGUGCUCUUAAUAAGUUGGUUGGUUGAAUAUUUAUGUAAGUUGCAUUUGUAUAGAUAUUCGGUGUCGAAUUUUCUCCAAUUGCUUUGAACCUAUAGUCAUAAGCACCAGAAAAAACCAGCAACUAAAUUUUCAGGUUCAUGUUAAAGUAUUCCGAUUGACGUACCAAGAAAAUAAGUUACAUAAACUUGCUACUACAACUAUAGGUGUUCACUUGUUUGUACUUAUUGUAUAAAAUUGAUAAUUAUGUAUCAUGUUAAAAAUACAUUUUGUAUUUAAUAUAUUAUUAAGAUCUAUAAGAUUUAUUAGAAAUAGUUUGCGCGUUUUUUCGAUGAUUUAUUUUAAUGUGUGUUUGUAAUGUAAUAUAGAUUGUAAUUAUAGCAUAGAGUAGGUAGAUGAUAUUUUUGUGAUGGACAGCCUAUCACUGAACGAAUGUAUUGAGUUAUCAACAAUAUUAUCGCACGUUACAAAUCAACUUGUAUUUGCUGAUAUUUACUGCUGUACUGUGUACUACAUACAGUACAAUAUUUGAAGCGGAUUAUUUGUAAAUUUCAGCGUCCAAUCGACACCAUCGUCCAGCGUCCAAAAUACUUAUACAGGGUGUAACAAUAAGCAGUUCUUUUUACACGUAUCUGAUGUUGAGAACUUUUGUUUUAUCAGUGUAAAGAAUUGCUUCGUUUAUAGUACACCCUGUUAAUAGAUUAACAAAUUAGAAUUUUUAAAAUAAAUGGGUAAUUUUAAAUGUCUUCUGUUAUCUUUUGUAGGCGCUGAACGAUGGGUCCGCUAGUCGGGUGCUGAAAUACGUCGUGAAACCGCUGGCUUACGGCAGUGAAAGUAUUUUAUUAUUUUAUGUACUUUUAAAUUAUGAUUAUGGAAUUUAAGAGACAUGUAAAAUAAAUAUUUGUUUGUAAUAUA